Molecule: messenger RNA, 1236 nt
Organism: Populus trichocarpa (black cottonwood)
Lineage: Eukaryota; Viridiplantae; Streptophyta; Magnoliopsida; Malpighiales; Salicaceae
Product: UMP-CMP kinase 3
Exons: 9
Coding region: 162-761 (199 amino acids)
Biological process (GO): 'de novo' pyrimidine nucleobase biosynthetic process; UDP biosynthetic process; CDP biosynthetic process
Cellular component (GO): cytoplasm; nucleus
Molecular function (GO): ATP binding; UMP kinase activity
Source: RefSeq, a predicted model, not a curated record
UUGUUAUACUAUCACACCCCUCUCUCCCCUCCUGUAUAAAUAUAAAGAGAGAGCACCCUGCUCCGCCUCAACUGGUUCCUCUCUCUGCGGUACAAAGCUGUUAACAUUUCUUUCCAUUCUCUCCCUCCCUCAAAAAAAGAUUCUGCAUUUGAAAAACGCUCAUGGGGACUGCCGGUGAUUCUGAGAAGAAGCCUACUGUUGUUUUUGUUUUGGGUGGCCCUGGAAGUGGAAAGGGUACCCAGUGUGCCAAUAUUGUCGAACACUUUGGUUACACUCAUCUUAGUGCUGGAGAUCUUCUUCGAGCAGAAAUUAAAUCUGGUUCUGAAAAUGGAACCAUGAUUCAGAACAUGAUUAAGGAGGGCAAGAUAGUGCCUUCAGAGGUAACAAUAAAGCUCCUCCAAAAAGCAAUGCAGGAUAGUGGAAACGACAAAUUUCUGAUUGAUGGCUUUCCCCGCAAUGAGGAAAACCGAGCUGCUUUUGAAGCUGUUACCAAAAUUGAGCCGGCAUUUGUCCUUUUCUUUGAUUGUCCUGAAGAGGAGAUGGAGAGGCGUAUUUUGAGCAGGAACCAGGGAAGAGAAGAUGACAACAUUGAGACAAUAAGGAAGCGGUUUAAAGUUUUUCUAGAGUCUAGCCUUCCCGUGGUUGAGUAUUAUGAAUCCAAGGGGAAAGUUCAAAAGGUUGAUGCUGCAAAGCCUAUUGAUGAGGUUUUUGAGGUAGUUAAAGCCAUCUUUACCCCAAAAGACGAGAAGGUUGCUGUUUAGGUGUUUCCAUUGUGCCAGAUAUAUCAAACCUAAUAUAAAGUUUCAGGAGGAACACUGGAAGAUAUUCUGUAGAGUAGUGCAUGAUAAGCAUACUUCAAGACAUUCCAUUGAGUGGUGAAUGAUGCUGCAAAAAAAUAUAUGCAAUUAUUCAGCUCUUCAAGCUGUCCGUGUCUGAAUUUGGAACAUAGCUUUCUAGGCUUGGAGAUCGUGCAUUGCAUCUUUCAUCAACUAGCAUCUGUACCAGGAUAUAUAUAAUUAACAGAAUUUAUUCUCCUUUUCAGGUGAUAUUUUCUUAUGGUGUAGUUGCAUUAUACGUUAUUGGGAAGGCAUAGUUUAUUCAUUAAGCGGACAUCAUGCUUCUUAUCAUAGUAGUUUUAGUUUAUGUGAUGAGGUAUAUACCUCUAUAUUCUUGUUCCUAUGACAAGGUUCUAAUAUGAAAUAGUAAUAAAGCACCAAUAAUGCUUCCUUUUGAGCU